CUCCGACUCUCCGACGAGCUUACGUUCGCACGCAUACAUACCCGCGCCGCAGCUGCCCUACAGCUAUGCAAGUACGUAUCGUCCAAUGUCUGUACAUACUCGAUCUAUGCGCCCUUUCAGCGCGUGGAGAAUGUCAAAAUACAUUUCUUUCCUCUCGCUCUCGCCCUCGCUCUCCCUCGCUCUCGGAACAAAAAUAUUCCCUACAUAUCCCUAUGCCGACUCCCGGCACCCGUCAAGAAAGUUUCAUCGUUCCCGCUCGCCAGCGGCCAGGCUGUUUCGCUGUGUCGCUGUUUCAGCCUUUCGGGGUGGUGCGCACCCCUGCGUGCGGGCUGGGCGGUUUGGGUGCCGUGGGCGGUUUGGUGUGCGUAUUUUUGCGAUGUGAAACAUAGCGAUUCCCGACCGGGGGUAACUAUUAGUAGUGAGGGGGGUGGCGGGCCAAUUGGAGAG
Tricharina praecox is the source of this 447-nucleotide messenger RNA. RefSeq lists its product as uncharacterized. The record is from RefSeq and is a predicted model, not a curated record. The transcript has a single exon. Bases 66 to 389 code for a protein of 107 amino acids. Lineage: Eukaryota; Fungi; Ascomycota; Pezizomycetes; Pezizales; Pyronemataceae.